UAUUUUUUAAAGAAUGUAAGAUAAUAUAAUUGCUGAUCGUAUGACACCUUAUCUUUAAUUGUAAAUGUAUGCAAAAUUUACAUAAUUGGCUGUGAAGAAUUCAUGUGUAAAUAUGGGAUAAGGUUUUCCAAAUUUUCCACCUCCAUAAUUUUUAAGAUAAGCUAUAGCAGAGGAAGCAUUAACUGAGAGUUUAUAAUAUACAUUAACAGCUGGUCAUCCAAAACUAUUGAAAGUAACAUCUGAGUUUUUUGAAAAACAUAUGGGAAUCAAAGUAGAUGUAGGAAAAGAAAUAAUGGCAAGUUCUGGUGCAUAAUCUGUUUUAGCAUGUGUGUUUUAAGCAUUAUUAAAUCCUAAUGAUGAAGUAAUUUGUUUAGACCCUGCUUUUGGUAUAAUAAACAAUAUAUAUAUAUAAAAGAUUUUUAUAGACCAUUAAUUGAAUUUUAAGGAGCUAAACAUGUUGGAAUUCCAUUAAGACCUGCUUAAUUAAAUAGUAAAGAAAGUAUAUUGAAAAGAUUCGAAAAUGGUAAAAUACACUUUUCAAAAGAGGAUGAAUGGAUAGUUGAUUAUGAUUAUCUUGAAUAGAAAAUAAAUUAAAAAACUAAAAUGAUAAUAAUAAAUUCACCAUAAAAUCCAAUUGGAAAGUAAUCAUUAUAUAUAAUUAUAGAGUAUUUUCAAAUGAAGAAUUAGAUAGAUUAGCUGAAAUAUUAGAAAAACAUCCAUAAAUAAUUGUAUGUGAAGAUGCUGCAUACCAUCAUGUUGUUUUUGGUGGUUAUUAACCUUUUAAAUAUCCUAGAUGUAUUAGUCAUCCAAAAUUAAAAUCUAAGACUGUUUGUGUAACAAGUGCAGGUAAAAUGUUUUCAGCAACAGGAUUAAGAGUAGGAUUUGCUGUAGGAGAUGAGAAAUAUAUUAAAGGUAUAAAAUCUGCAUAAACAUAUCAUAAUUUUUGUUUAAAUCCAGUAUUAUAAACAGCUACUGCAAAAUGUUUAGAAUAAACUAUGGAUGGUUAAUACUUUACAGAAAUUAGAGAUUUAUAUGAAGAAUAAUCAACUAUGUUAUUAAAAGGUUUACUAGAAAGUAGAUUAAAUUUACAUUGUUGGGUUCCUUAAGGAGGAUAUUUUUUAGUUACUGAUAUUAGUAAUGUAGAAAUACCAGAAAAAUAUUAUAAAGAUGAUUAAGAUGGUCAUUAACUUACAAAAGAUUUUGCAUUUGCAUAUUAUAUGGCUAAUGAAAUUGGAGUAGUUUGUAUUCCUUGUUCUCCUUAUUUCGAAAAUAAAGAAUUAGGUUCAAGAUUUGUAAGAUGGGCAUUUUGUAAGACAACAGAAACUAUUUAAGAUGCAUGUAAUCGUUUAAAAUGAGAAAAUUGUAUAAUUUAAUUUAG
Messenger RNA from Paramecium sonneborni, 1378 nucleotides. The record is from the annotation of a GenBank genome assembly. Lineage: Eukaryota; Ciliophora; Oligohymenophorea; Peniculida; Parameciidae.